CUCUGUUCUGUUUUCUCAAAGCUGAAGUCGGCUAGCUUUGCAAAGCUGCGGGCUGAGCACUCAGGGAGGCAAUCACUCUCUCAGAAACUGCGGCGGCACUGCACUGCAGCCUCCCAAGGCUCCAUGCCAGACAAAGCAUGCGUGUCACACUUGCUACAAUAGCCUGGAUGGUUUCUUUUGUCUCCAGUUAUUCACACACAGCAAAUAUUUUGCCAGAUAUUGAAAAUGAAGAUUUCAUCAAAGACUGCGUUCGAAUCCAUAACAAGUUCCGAUCAGAGGUGAAACCAACAGCCGGUGAUAUGCUAUACAUGACUUGGGACCCAGCACUAGCCCAAAUUGCAAAAGCAUGGGCCAAAAAUUGCCAGUUUUCACAUAAUACACGGCUGAAGCCACCCUACAAGCUGCACCCAAACUUCACUUCACUGGGAGAAAACAUCUGGACUGGGUCUGUGUCCCUCUUUUCUGUGUCUUCCGCCAUCACAAACUGGUAUGAUGAAAUCCAGGACUAUGACUUCAAGAAUCGGAUAUGCAAAAAAGUCUGUGGCCACUACACUCAGGUUGUUUGGGCGGAUAGUUACAAAGUUGGCUGCGCAGUUCAAUUUUGCUCUAAAGUUUCUGGCUUUGAUGCUCUUUCCAAUGGAGCACAUUUUAUAUGCAACUACGGACCAGGAGGCAAUUACCCAACUUGGCCAUAUAAGAGAGGAGCCACCUGCGGUGCCUGCCCCAAUAAUGACAAGUGUUUGGACAAUCUCUGUGUUAACCAACAGCGAGACCAAGUCAAACGUUACUACUCUGUUGUGUAUCCAGGCUGGCCCAUAUAUCCACGUAACAGAUACACUUCUCUCUUUCUCAUUGUUAAUUCAGUAAUUAUGAUACUGUCUGUUAUAAUUACCAUUUUGGUACAGCACAAGUACCCUAAUUUAGUUCUUUUGGACUAAUACAAUCCAGGAAAGAAAAAACCCAAAAAUCAACCUUAUUCAAAUAUGGCUUUUUUUUAAAACCAAUAAUAGUGAAUAACAAUUAGGUGUAUUUCUAUUUUAAAACAUUUCAGAAAAGAAAAUACGUUGCAGCCAUAAUCUUACUCAAAAGAAGAAACUUCCUAACUCUAUCAUAUAAACUCAUCUUUACUUCCUACUUUUCUAUAAAUAAGCAUUGUUUGCUAUAAAU
Macaca mulatta (Rhesus monkey) is the source of this 1167-nucleotide messenger RNA. It is a transcript of the gene GLIPR1, whose product is annotated as GLI pathogenesis related 1. Gene Ontology annotation, cellular component: extracellular region. Lineage: Eukaryota; Metazoa; Chordata; Mammalia; Primates; Cercopithecidae. The record is from RefSeq and is marked provisional.